Messenger RNA from Colletotrichum orchidophilum, 1500 nucleotides. Its product is annotated as major facilitator superfamily transporter. NCBI's taxonomy places the organism in Eukaryota, Fungi, Ascomycota, Sordariomycetes, Glomerellales, Glomerellaceae. The transcript is spliced from 2 exons. Gene Ontology annotation, biological process: transmembrane transport. Bases 1 to 1500 code for a protein of 499 amino acids. The record is from RefSeq and is a predicted model, not a curated record. Gene Ontology annotation, cellular component: membrane. Gene Ontology annotation, molecular function: transmembrane transporter activity.
AUGGCGAUGGCUUCACUCAACGAAAAGUCACCUGCCGUGGCUGAGGGCCCUGCCGACGCCCGCGAAGAAAGCCGGGAGACAUCCUCCGAUGGCCCGUGGAUUCGCUUCAUGACGGCGCUCCGCUGGUACUCCAAGGACACGCCCAGCGAGGAAAAGAAACUCGUACUGCGUCUGGACUUGCUGAUCCUCGUCUUUGGCUGCCUGUGCUUCUUCACAAAGUACCUCGACCAAUCCUCCCUCACCAAUGCCUACGUCAGCGGCAUGAAGGAGGACCUCAACCUCCAGGGCAAUGAGCUCAACUACAUGACCAUUGUCUUCUGGUCUUCGUACUGCACCUCCAUGAUCCCCGCGUGCUACUACCUCACCCGCUACCCCAUCAACGUCGUCCUGCCCGUCCUCGAGGUCGGCUGGGGCCUGUCGACCUUUGGCCUCGCGUGGGCGCGCAACGUCGAGACAAUCUACGCCAUGCGCUUCUUCACGGGCCUCUUUGAAUCCUCCUCCUUCACCGGCAUCAUCUACAUCAUCGGCUCCUGGUACAAGCCCGCAGAGAUUGGCCGCCGCGUCGCCCUCUUCUACGUCGCCGCGCCCCUAGGGACUAUGUUCGCGGGCUACCUCCAGGCCGCCGCCUACACGAACCUGCACCUCGUCCACGGCCUCGCCGGCUGGCGCUGGCUCUUUAUCGUCGACGCCGUCAUCACGAUCCCCAUCGCCCUCGUCGGCUUCUUCGUCUUCCCCGAUGUGCCGGCGCGCUCGAGGCCGAGGCUGCUCCCGCCGCGCCUCUACGCCGUUGCGCAGGAGCGCCUGCGGGGCCUGACGGCGCCGCCGCAGCUCAGGGUCGCGCGGGACAUUUUCAAGCGCGUCUUCACGCGCUGGCACUGGUACCUCUUUGUCGCGCAGUGGACCAUCAUGAACGAGAACCUGCAGCCUAGCGGGUCCCCCUUUUCGCUCUACCUCAAGGCCUUCUCCGAGACCUACUCGGUGACGCGGAUCAACACCCUGCCGACCGUCGCGACGGCCAUCUCCGUCGUCACCGCCUUUGCUGCGGGCGCCGUGGCCGAUCGCACCGGCUGGUUUGCGGGGUUAUCCGUCGCCGCCACGGUGCCGUCGCUCAUCGGGGUGAUUCUGCUCGUGGUGUGGGACGUCGGUGAGGGCGGUCGUCUGGCGGCCUUUAUGCUCAACGGUUUCGAGGGUGCGAUUCCCUCGCUGACGAUGGCGUGGGCUACGAUUACCAUGGCGGGGGACGCCGAGGAGCGUGCCAUUGUGACGGCAUCGAUGAAUGCCAUUGGGCAGGCUAUUGUCGCCUGGGCGCAGCUGCUGCAGUUCCCUGCUGUCGAGGCGCCGUACUUCCGGCGCGGGUUCAGGAGUGUCGUGGCGACGAUGGUGGUGCAGUUCUUCAUCACUGGCGCGAUUUGGUUCUUGGUGAGGAGGGAUCGCAGGAGGAAGCAGUGCGAGGAUACGAACGGGCCGAUCCAGGCGGAGGGGAAACAGGAAGGGGUCUAG